UUUGGCAGAAAGAUGAAAUUAGAUUACGAUAUUACAAGGGGUAUCCUUUUAAAUAUAGUUUUCUAAUCAAAAAGGAUCUUAAAAAUCAAAUGAUAUCGGGCUAUUCAAGGAAGGAAUCCGAAUAUAAAAAAAAACAAUUUUUUGCAAAGAAAUCAUAUAUUCAAAAAUUACUUGAUGAGAUACAACUGCAUAAAGAAACUUCAUUACCACCACCGGAUUUUGAUGCAAUUACUCUCUAUCAUGAAGAUUUAUGCAUGGAUGGAAGAUAUCCUUUUAGAGAAUUAAUAGAUGAUUAUAUUGAUGACAAAAUAACAAUGAUGUUAUAUGGACAUGAUCUCUUAAAAAGUUUUUUUAAGAAUAAAGAUCAUCAAAUGAUGGAGAAAUUGUAUGCAAAAUGUAUUAAAAUAAACACAGAGAAGGAUAGCUUUUUAGCAAACUAUAAGUUAUUAGAAAUUAUCACCUUUUCAAUUAACGACCUGUCUGUAAAAUCUUCUGACUUACUAAACCAAUUUUUAUCGCAUACAUCAUUUACUCUAUCAAGUAUGGAAAAAGAAAUUGCUAUUGGAAG
Molecule: messenger RNA, 568 nt
Organism: Ambispora leptoticha
Lineage: Eukaryota; Fungi; Glomeromycota; Glomeromycetes; Archaeosporales; Ambisporaceae
Source: the annotation of a GenBank genome assembly